Phialemonium atrogriseum is the source of this 3063-nucleotide messenger RNA. RefSeq names its product cutinase transcription factor 1. Gene Ontology annotation, molecular function: DNA binding; DNA-binding transcription factor activity, RNA polymerase II-specific; zinc ion binding. NCBI's taxonomy places the organism in Eukaryota, Fungi, Ascomycota, Sordariomycetes, Cephalothecales, Cephalothecaceae. The coding region runs from base 328 to 2991 and encodes 887 amino acids. Gene Ontology annotation, biological process: DNA-templated transcription; regulation of DNA-templated transcription. The record is from RefSeq and is a predicted model, not a curated record. The transcript has 4 exons.
AUCGCCCGCGCCCCCCUCCCCCACCCCGUCUGCCGUAGCUGCAUUUCUUAGGUUUCUUUACCUUUAUUAUUUUGUGGUUGUACAUCUUGCCACCCGUCCGAUGCUUUGCUCUGUCCAGAUCCUUCUGUCGAGUGGUGAUGCCAUGAGAGCCCCUUGCAAGCCACAUCCUUCUUCGCGAACAACUCGAAACCAGUCUCCGUCCAAACCCGAUUCCCCCGGCAUAUGUUGAGCCUCCCGAGAACUCUAAACACCAACAAUUCGGUUUCUCGGCGAAAGAUAGUGUCCAAAACACACACAUAAACCGAUUCGAAGCUUAUCGUCUUCAACAUGGCGGAUCACGAUACUGAUGGGCGUUCCAUGUCGCCCUCUCCGACCCCAACUGCCCCACUCGACUCGGCUUCUCCAACUUCCUCCAAGGGGCCAUCAGCCACAACAAAAGCCACAUCAACAUCGCCGAAGAGGAAGCUGAGCUUGUCGGCCUCCGAGUCCAAGGGAGGCCAAAAAGUGACCAAGAGGCGUGCAGCACGAGCCUGCGUGUCCUGCAGGGCACGAAAGGUUCGCUGCGAUGUCGUCGAGGGUGCUCCUUGCGGCAAUUGCCGAUGGGACAACGUGGAGUGUAUCGUGCAGGAGAGCCGCCGGCGCAAAAAGAAUCUUUAUGCUGCAUCCACGGCGGGGCACGUGUCUGGUGCCGAGGCACUGAGAGCCGCCAGCAUCACCACGAAUCCAAUCAGUAUCACCAGUGCGGAUCUCCAGAGACCUGGUAAUGGCGGUGGGCCCGCGUGGCAGGGCUCAUUGCCUGUCGAGGGUCACGUUCCUCAUCUCAUCUAUCAACAAAGCGCCGCUGCUGCCACGGCCGCUGCCGGAUUCCGUACGGAUGCAUCGGCCCUGCUGGCCAAGUUGGGCGAUGCCCGUCCCAUCUGGCCUAAUCCGGGGUUGAGUCAGUCGCCGCUGCUUGGGGACCUGCGGACGGCGCAGUUUCUCAACUCACUUGAAGAGCCAGAUGCCGUCGCUCAGCUACCGGCCUUCAUCAAGCCGCUCCCGCCUAGGAUCGGGGUCGAGGAUGCGAGAUACCUCCACACCAAGGGGGCAUUGACGCUGCCGAGCCUUCCGCUCCAGAAUGCCCUACUCCAGGCAUACGUCGAAUUUGUUCACCCGUACAUGCCCCUCCUUGAGCUCCACGAAUUCCUAAACAUCAUCAAUUCCGUCGAUGGCUUCUCGGGGCAGGUCAGCUUGUUCCUGUACCAGGCCGUGAUGUUCGUCGCGACUGCCUUUGUCGGUGCCAAGCACUUGAAGGAGGCUGGCUAUUCAAGCCGAAAGGCCGCGAGGAGGGACUUCUUCCACAGGACUAGGCUGCUGUACGACUUCGACUACGAAUCAGACCGCCUUGUCCUUGUUCAAGCCCUCUUGCUGAUGACGUAUUGGUACGAGACGCCCGAUGACCAGAAAGAUACAUGGCACUGGAUGGGAGUGGCCAUCUCGUUGGCACACACCAUCGGCCUCCAUCGCAACCCCGCCAACACAAGCAUGCCUCUACACAGGCAGAAACUGUGGAAAAGGAUCUGGUGGUCUUGCUUUAUGCGGGAUCGCCUGAUUGCUCUUGGGAUGCGACGUCCGACGAGGAUUAAGGAUGAGGAUUUUGAUGUCCCUAUGCUGGAAGAGGGUGACUUCGAAAUCGAGGCGCUAUCGGACGACAAUCAGCUUCUACCCGCCGAGUGCACUCUUAUUCGGGACAUCAACAUGCAACGGGAACUGGCGGUCAUGUGCGUCGAGAAGGCCAAGCUCUGCAUAUGUAUCAACCACAUGCUCAAAGCCCAGUACUCGGUACUGAAUCGCGAAUCGGUCCGGCCCGAGAACACGACCAAUAGCACCAUGAUGCUGCUCCCCAACAAGUCCCUUGAUAACUUUGAGAAGGUCCAUAUGGUCGACAUGGAGCUCAUGACCUGGUACGCCAAUUUGCCCCAGCUGUGCCAAUAUCGACCAUUGGGGCCGCAGGACAUCAAGAACGGGCAUUCAACCAUUGCUGUCCAGCGCAAUCUGCUCCACAUGGUUUAUCACACCACGGUGUCGGCGCUGCACCGCCCCCAGUUCCUCUCCUCGUCCCCGCAACAGACGCCAUGCGUUUCCCGCCAGGUCCAGGAAAUGUCCCGGAUGAGAGUCCGCGACGCAGCGAAUCAGAUCACUCAGAUGGUGGCGGAACUCCAUCGUCUGCGCCUCGAGAGAUACCUACCGACAAGCGGCGUGACGGUGAUUCUGCCAGCCAUGAUCAUCCACCUGUUGGAGAUGAAGAGUCCGAUACAGGAGGCUCGUGUCAAGGCAACUAAAGGGUUCAAGCAGUGCAUGCGUGUGAUGGAGAAGCUGCGAGAGAUCUACGCGGCCGCAGACUUCGCAACCGGCUUCCUCGAUGCUGCCUUGCGCAAGGCCGCGAUCGACGUGACCGACGGCACCCCGGCACAUCAGGGCGUAGGCAAGACUCUGCAGAGCGUCCUGACUCCGGGGCUCAGCCUAGUCCCCGCUCAGAGAGCGGAGGACCGAUCGACCCCGCCGCCGGACAACGCGCCGUACCUGAACUCGACCGAGGUCAAACUCUUCCAUGCCGAUCGGACGUACAUGCCUCGAGACUCGAACGGAAACCCGGCCGUCGUGGUGGGGCACUCGCCCCCGCCGACAGAGACGCCGUCGGAGCUGGCGAUGACGCCGUCUGCCACCGGGUCGCUGGAGGAAAGGGACCAGAUGGACCUGGACGGCGGCAUGGGCCAGGCUCAGUUUGAUUGGAGCGGUGUUGCAGGAACCACUAACCUCGACUUCGAUCAAUGGCUCCAGUUCCCUGCCGAGGGCGUCAACACCUCUGACGAGACCUUCAUGGGCAUGUUUGGCAGCGGCGGCGCUGCUGCCGCUGCUGCAGAUGCCCAGAACCAGGUGGCGAACGAUAUUGAGCAGAGUAUGGACUGGUUGAAGACCCCGAAGGAGCAAAUGGGGGCUGUCCCAGCUUGAGAAGGGGAGUUUUUGAUGAUUCUGAUGAAUAAUAUCCGCAAAAUAAUUCAAUGUCUCGGGCAAGGACUUGGC